AACAGUUAACAGUUGACCCUCCAAGUCAAUGAAUUGGGUGCAUAUAUGAGCCACUUAUGCAUUCGCAUUCCCAUUCGCAUUCACAUAAUAAAUUGUUCAAUUCCUUCAACCCUUUAGAAAUUGAAAACCAAGCUUGAAAACAUUUCUUCCUUUUACACACCAUAUAUGUAAAUACCAUGGUUCUCGACGAAGCUUCAUCGUUUGAAACCAACGAGGAUCUGGCCACGUGUCUCGCAACGAGUCCGAUAAUAUCGGAGUCAUGGAGGCUGUGCAGCGUGGCCAACGCCACGGCGGCACGGAGUUUCGUGGCAGAAAGUGGCGGCAGCGACGGAGGAGUGGUGUACGUGGCUUUAUCGGGGGUUCAGAUGGCGGAGGGGACGGAAUCUAGCUGGAGAAGGUUGGUGGCGUUAGAGAGCAUCGGAGGAGAAUCGCUGUUCAGUAUGCAUCGGAAAGGGGAGGAGGAGGAGGCUGUUAUGGUGCACGCCGCCAUCUUCGAUCUCUUUUCCUCUUUCUUCGUCUCUUUCCGCAACCAGGUAAAUUGCUGACGCUGCAAAAUGAUCUUCAAACUGCUUUGCUAGCUCCUGGAAGCGAAAAAUAGAAUCUGCAGGCAAAGAGCAAAACCAGUCAAGUGCGAGUCCAUCUAAAAAGGAAGGAAAACAACGACAUAAAAUGGGGUCGGAUGCCCCAUUGACGAUCAUAAUAGAUCGGAAUUUUUUAAUGUGCUGCUUAGGAUCCCCUAGCCCGUCGUAGGGAGUUAGCGUUGUCGGCAGCGUGAAUUGUCUGGGCAGUUGAAAAUUCAUAAUGUCAGUCGUAAAAGGUCUUGCCGAGUUGUCGGGCUGGUCAUUCUCGUCCUCGGGUAUUGCCUCCUCGUUCCGAUGAUCAGCGUCAUCGUCUUGAGGUGUCUCCGAGACAUGAGUCGGUUCGGACCAUUGGUCAUCAUUUUCCUGCCGCUCACGACGAUUAUUGUUAUGUUCCAGUCGAGCGUUAGCCAAUUGUUGAAUCUGUUGUUGCAUUCUUUGGUUUUCUUCUGUCAUGCGCUGGUUUGCUUCAGCCAUACGUUGAUUCGCCUGCUGGAGCUCAGUUACCAUCCGGAGAAGCUCGGACGGGGUGGGGGGAGGGGCAUCGGCCAUCGUCAAAUGUUAGGGUUUCAAGAGCUCGCGAAAAGAAAUUUCACACGAGGCCCUCCUUCUAGCGCCAAUCUGUUCUUGCCUGAGCGAAUGGAGGUAUAACUCGGCUCUUGACGAAGGUCGGUGAUCCUUCCCUGAAAAGUGUGGUAUACGUCGGUUGACUGGAGCGGGGAGGUUGAGUACCUGCAAAUGCACUCUGAUGCUUAAGUUAGCAGAGUGAUAUAGGUGUAUGAAUAUUCUUCUUUCAUAAAAAGAUGAUCUUACCUUUGGUUGUUUCCUCGUCCCUUUAUACCGUGUGGACGAGGUUGUAACGCCUGAGGAGAGGAUUGAUUACAUAUCCGACGUUAUCAAUUAGAGAUUAAUGCUGUCCUUCAAAAAGGUCGGUUAUAAUUGAAGAUUUUGCAUUUUCGAGCUAUAACUCGUAACCGAUGUUUACUGGUCAUAUCAAUAUGCAACUCCAACUCAACCAAAGCCUCUACCAUAGCUAAUCCAUGUCACCAAUCAUACUUUGUUCUCUUUUGAAAUCAAUCAAGUUUGUAAAGAGAAGGAGGAAUUUUUUUUUUAUUAAAGAAAAGGAAUUUGAAUUGGAGUUGAGCACCUCAAAAACAGCUUUUUCAUUAUUGUGUUUAACUGUUUUAUACUUUUAUUCAAGAAAUUCUCAACUUUUUCUAGGUCGUUAUUAAUUAUUAUAUUCCAUGUAUGCUACAAAAUAACAAAAUAGCAAAAUAAUAAUAAUAAAAGGCACAAAAAGAUAGAACUUUGCCUUAUGGCCCAUUCUAGUAGAUGAUAAAAGCAAAAAAUAAUUGAAGUCCUA
This is a messenger RNA of Arachis ipaensis, 1941 nucleotides long. RefSeq lists its product as uncharacterized. Lineage: Eukaryota; Viridiplantae; Streptophyta; Magnoliopsida; Fabales; Fabaceae. The record is from RefSeq and is a predicted model, not a curated record.